Astyanax mexicanus (Mexican tetra) is the source of this 1028-nucleotide messenger RNA. RefSeq names its product HLA class I histocompatibility antigen, alpha chain E-like. Gene Ontology annotation, cellular component: external side of plasma membrane. Gene Ontology annotation, biological process: immune response. Bases 212 to 979 code for a protein of 255 amino acids. Lineage: Eukaryota; Metazoa; Chordata; Actinopteri; Characiformes; Acestrorhamphidae. The transcript has 3 exons. The record is from RefSeq and is a predicted model, not a curated record.
AUACUUUAAUGUUGAAAAACUGUCGCAUCAGUUUCAACCAGUUGCAAUGAAAUGAAUCAAUUCACUCCAGUUCAACCGACUCCUGCUCACUUAAAAGAACCGAAUCAUAGAAUCGACUCGUUUCUGUGUUCGAGGCUAGAGGAUCUCUUUCUCCCAGAGUUAUCUAUCCCGGAUAAAUUGUUUAUUUCUGUGUUUAUAAUAAUGAGAGAAGAUGAUGAUGAGAUCUAUCACAGCUCUUCUGCUGUUCAGCUUUCUCCUGAUCGUGACUGGAGGUAAACACUCUCUGUUAUAUCUCUACACCAUGCAGUCUAAAAACUCUAGUAUCUACGACUGCACUGCUGAAACUCUGCUGAACUACACACAGAUAGAUUUCUACAACAGCAGCUCAGAUAAACCCAGAACUGCUAAACAGAACUGGCUGAAGAACAUUCCAGAAUCUGACUGGAACACCAUCACUGAGGAACUGCAGUACGACAGAGAACUGUUAAAUAAACUCCUCUACAUUCAGAUGAGUGAGUCUGGACACAAUCAGUCAGACGGUCAUGUUCUUCAGUGGAGGCACGGCUGUGAGGGUGAACAGAGUUCUGAUGGAUCUCUGACUGUAUUAAACAGUAUUAAUGAAUUCGGUUAUGAUGGAGAAGAUCUGAUUCAGUUUAACUGCACCUCCUGGAUAACCCCGGAGGAGGAGAAGAACAGAGAGAGGGAGGAGGAGAAGAACAGAGAGAGGGAGGAGGAGAAGAACAGAGAGAGGGAGGAGAAGUGGAGUAGAAUAUUUAAUGCUGUUAGGAAAUGUGAUCAGUGUUUGGAGAUACUGAAGAUGUAUUUAAAGUACAAAACUACUGACAUCACACAGAGUCACAGUGAGUAUCUGGAUGCUUUUUAUUAUUAUAGUUUUAUCACCAUUACUCUACUGUUCAAAGAGGAAUCUGAUUUAGAUUCCUUCUUCUUCUUCUUCUUACUAUUAUUAUUACUAAAAUAAGAUGAGAUAAAAUAAAAUAAUCCUUUAUUAAUUCUACAGUGGGGAAAAU